AUGCCUCGUAAAGCAAUUGACUCCCGGAUUCCCGCCCUGAUUCGAAAUGGCAUCCAGGAAAAGAAGCGCAGUUUCAUCGUCGUGGUCGGCGAUCGCGCAAAGGAUGUCAUUGUCCACCUCCACUAUAUCAUGUCCAGUGUCGAUGUCAAGCAAAACAAGUCGGUCUUAUGGGCAUACAAGAAGGACUUACUAGGUUUUACUAGCCAUCGAAAGAAACGUGAGACCAAGAUCAAAAAGGAGAUCAAGCGAGGCAUUCGAGAUGCCAAUACCGAAGACCCUUUCGAACUCUUCGUUACAUUGCACAACAUCCGAUAUGUCUACUACAAAGAGACGGAAAAGAUUCUAGGAAACACAUAUGGAAUGUGUAUAUUGCAGGACUUCGAGGCCAUUACCCCGAACCUACUUGCCCGAACCGUCGAAACAGUCGAGGGCGGUGGCCUUGUUCUGCUCCUCUUGAAGGGAAUGAAAAGCUUGAAGCAACUCUUCACAAUGUCCAUGGAUGUACAUUCGAGAUAUCGUACCGAGGCCCAUGACGAUGUGGUGGCCAGAUUCAACGAGAGAUUCAUCCUUUCACUAGGUUCUUGCGAAUCGUGUCUUGUAGUUGAUGAUGAACUCAAUGUCCUCCCCAUCUCUGGUGGAAAAAACGUUCAAGCACUCCCUCCACCCACUACAGACUCCGAAAACACAUUGCCAAAGAAGAAGGAGCUGAAAGAAAUAAAGGACAGUCUAGCAGACAGCCAACCCAUAGGAUCCCUCGUCACCUUGGCAAAGACCGUGGAUCAGGCGAAAGCAUUACUCACAUUCGCCGAUGCGAUCUCAGAAAAGACAUUGCGAAGCACUGUCACACUGACCGCUGCUCGAGGAAGAGGCAAGUCCGCAGCACUAGGUGUUGCGGUGGCCGCUGCGGUAGCACAUGGGUACAGUAAUAUCUUCAUUACAUCUCCCAGCCCCGAAAACUUGAAAACCCUUUUCGAGUUUGUCAUAAGAGGGUUUGAUGCUUUGGAAUAUAUGGAUCACGUCGACUACACAAUAUUGCAGUCAACAAAUCCAGAUUAUAACAAGGCAAUUGUAAGGAUCAAUGUGCACCGACAACACCGACAAACUAUUCAAUACAUACAACCACAAGAUGCCAAUGUUCUUGGUCAAGCUGAAUUGGUGGUAAUUGAUGAAGCCGCUGCCAUUCCACUGCCUCUGGUAAGAAAGCUCAUGGGACCAUAUCUAGUCUUCAUGGCCUCGACCAUCAAUGGCUAUGAAGGCACCGGUCGGUCCUUGUCACUCAAGCUCGUACAACAGCUACGCGAGCAGUCGAGGGGUACUGCAAGAUCUAAUGGGGAUGAUGUUGAGAUCGCCGACAAGUCGACCGGGAAGGCAGCGAAAGAUGGUCAAAAAGCCUAUACAGGCGGACGUUCGCUGCGAGAGAUCACACUCUCAGAACCCAUUCGUUACGCUCCAGGCGACGGAGUUGAAAAGUGGUUGAACAAACUCCUUUGCUUGGACGCCACGCUACCGAAAUCCAAAAUGAACACUCAGGGUACACCACAUCCCUCAACGUGCGAGUUGGUCCAUGUCAAUCGCGACACCUUGUUCUCCUUCCACCCCGUGUCAGAAAAGUUCCUUCAGCAAAUGAUGGCUUUAUAUGUGGCAUCCCACUACAAAAACUCCCCCAAUGACCUGCAGCUCAUGUCUGAUGCUCCCGCUCACCAGCUAUUUGUCCUGAUCCCUCCAAUUCCUGAAGAUGCGAACAAACUCCCAGAGCCACUUUGUGUCCUUCAAGUGACACUGGAGGGACGAAUUAGCAAACAAUCGGUCAUGAAUAGCUUGUCGCGUGGCCAGAGAGCAGGCGGUGAUCUCAUUCCCUGGCUGGUCAGCCAACAAUUUCAAGACUCCGAGUUCGCUGGAUUGUCAGGUAGUCGUGUGGUUCGAAUAGCCACGAACCCUGAGUAUCUCAACAUGGGCUACGGCUCACGAGCUCUUCAACUACUCACAGAUUUCUAUGAAGGUAAAUUUACCUCAUUAGCAGAAACUGAUGAUUCUUUGAUCCAAGACACAGAGCAUAUGCCCCGCGUUACUGAUGCCGAACUGGAGCAAUCCGACUUACUUGAUGAUAACAUCAAAGUUCGUGACAUUCAGCAGAUGCCACCCUUGUUCAGCAAAUUGUCCGAACGCAAACCUGAUCGACUCGACUACAUUGGCGUCUCCUAUGGUUUGACACAACCACUACACAAAUUUUGGAAGCGCUCAUCCUUCACGCCCGUAUACCUCAGACAGACCCCGAACGAACUCACGGGCGAGCACUCGUGCGUAAUGCUGCGGCCUCUUUCGAGCAGCACCGCAAACGAUAGCUCAUGGCUAAGUGCCUACGCUCAAGACUUCCACAAACGAUUCCUGACUCUCUUAUCCUAUCAAUUCCGCACCUUCACGGCUGUUCAAUCUCUCUCAAUCUCAGAAUCUGCAUCCCGCGGCACAAAGCCUAGUGUUGCAGCAUCACAAGAAACCUCCUCCUUGCAAGCGCCACCCCUCACCAAAGCACACCUUGAUGGACUCUUCUCUCCCUUCGACCUCGCCCGUCUUGACUCCUACGCCAACAACAUGCUCGACUACCACGUCAUCCUCGACCUCCUUCCGUCAAUCGCCAUGCUCUAUUUCACCGGCCCUCUAAAGCAGGCGCCUUGUAACGUCUCAUUGUCCGGCGUUCAACAGAGUAUCCUGCUCGCGAUCGGCCUUCAACGCAAAAACCUGAACGACGUUGAAAAGGAGCUGAAUCUGCCCAACAAUCAGCUACUAGCCAUGUUCGUUAAAGUCCUCCGCAAAGUCAGCACUGCAUUCCGUGCCGUUGUCUCUGGCGCUGUCGAGGCAGAGCUACCGGAGAGGAAGAACCACAGCCAGCUUUUGAACGGUGUUGAUCCUCAGAGCAAAGCUAUCGAACCACAAGUCACAGCCCGUGUGGCCGCAGCCGUGCCGAUCCUGCCUCAACCAGCCCAAGCAAUCGAUGACGAGGCCGAGCAAGAAAUCGACCCAGCAGUCAGAGAGAAACAGAAGGCACUGAUCGACGCUCUACCACUCGACAGGUAA
This is a messenger RNA of Exophiala aquamarina CBS 119918, 3072 nucleotides long. RefSeq names its product tRNA(Met) cytidine acetyltransferase. Gene Ontology annotation, cellular component: 90S preribosome; nucleolus. The record is from RefSeq and is a predicted model, not a curated record. The transcript has a single exon. Gene Ontology annotation, biological process: rRNA acetylation involved in maturation of SSU-rRNA. The coding region runs from base 1 to 3072 and encodes 1023 amino acids. Gene Ontology annotation, molecular function: tRNA binding; ATP binding; 18S rRNA cytidine N-acetyltransferase activity. Lineage: Eukaryota; Fungi; Ascomycota; Eurotiomycetes; Chaetothyriales; Herpotrichiellaceae.